AAACGGUAGAAGAAGAAGUAGUGAAGCCCAAACAAAGUGGACAUGUGGGUCUGUGGACGGACUACAGGUUAAAUAUAAAACUACGGACUGAAGCUGCUGUUUUUUUAAGUGAACAUGGACGAAGAACAUACGGCUGGGUACAGGGAGCCUUGUGCUGUGUGUCAUGCAGUGGAUUGGGGAGUGUCUGAUGAGGGACGUUUCUACUGCAGAUCCUGUCACAACGUCAUCGAGAGGACCAGAGAGGUGGUCGACCCAAACUUCACUCCAGGUUCCGCCAGGGUCUCCACCAUCAGCAAAGGAACCAGAACCAAGAGGCCCGAGUGCGGGCGUCAGUGGGUGAUCUGUGAGGGUUUCCAGUUUAUCCUGAGGAACCAGGCCGACGCUCUGAUCAGACUGGGAGUCAGUGCACGUUUCAAGGAUGAAGUCUUGUGUCAGCUGUGGAGAAUCUACCUGCAGAAGAGUCGACAGGCGUUCACACACAACCCACUGAGGACCUCCAGCUUCAGAGUGCAACGUCCGGACUCGGAGUCAGACAGUGCAGCUGAGAUGUCCAUCAUGUCGGCCAGUGAGACGGACGGAGACACAAACCUGUCCAGUACCGCCGGCUCCAACGCAGGGAGCUCCAGUGAUUGGUCGCAGUAUUCGGGCUCACUGGACGCCGCCAGCUACCUGUCAGCACGGAUGAAGAGGAGUCGCCACAGUCUGAUGACCAUGAAAAAGACUUUGGCUCUGAUCCACCUCGCUCUGAUCUGGAUCCGAGAGCCACUGACGCUCAGCGACCUGCUCAGGUUGGUGAAUGAGGGUCACGUCCCGUAUGUGAACGCCUACGAGGAACUUCCUGACGAGAUGAAACUCGAAGGCAAAGACGCUCUCAUCUUCAGAGUAGAGAGCGUCCCAUCCCACCGGGCGGUGCAUAAGGAGGCUCAGACUCUGAUUUUGUUCCUGCAGCUUCCUGCUUGUCCUCCAAUCACUCGUCAGAGUCUGCUGCACCCGGCUCUGCUCAGCGUGCGCUACCUAACCGACGCUAAUCUGCCCGACGAGCUUCACCCGUGGGUCUGCAGGCUGAUGGAGCGCGCCGGUAUGGCGGAUCAGACAUUAUACACGUUCGACCUCCUGUCUCGUCCCGUCCUGCCGCGUUAUGAUGUCCAGACCACUGCCGUUAUCAUCGUCACCAUGAAGCUCAUCUUCGGCCUGGACGACCACACUGAAUGGGAUUUAUCCAACGAAGCAGCUGAUCAGGACGACACAGGAGACAUGUUUAAUGUUCGGAAGUGGUUCAGACUGGUGCAGGCCGCUCUGAUCAGAGCUCAGCAGAGGAGACAACAGGACGUCGCCAGGAAACAGUGGAUGGCCAAGAAACCGCUGUAUGCCAACAGCAUCAAGAAAUGUGUUGUGAUGAAGAGGAAGAGAAUAGCAGAGCAGGUGCAGAUCUGCUUUGAGAAGCUGUCCUCUCGACCGGCGGGCGUUGAGCGUGUCAAUCCGUCCAGCUUCAGGUUCUGCUGGGGGGACGAGGACGGAGCGGAUGGUCCCAGUCUGCACCACAAGAAGCUGGAUGGAGUUGUGACCCUGAAACGCAACGUCCUGGUUCCCUCCAACUCUACAUACUGGCACCCAGCACUCAGAGCCUGCAAGCCCCGGCACUGUACGAGUCAUUACUCAGAGGUGGAGGCGACGCUACCUCGGACGUUCGUCUGGUUGCUGCAGCUCUUCUGCUUUAUGCUGGACGUGAAGCCGGCGUACCUGUACGAGGAGGUGCUGAGGGUGGAGAGACGGGUCGUUGGCAGCAAAACGCCCAGGAGGAGGAAGAGGAGGACAAAGACCAGGACUGAGACCAGGGCUAGGUCGAAGAGGAGGACGCCACCGUCAGCUGUUUGUUGAGCGCCAGUAAUUUAACAUCACGUUAAACCUGGGUGCGUUCAAGGACACUCAGAAAUCAGAGUUCUAAGAGUCGUCUUCUGUGUGAAAAUCAAACCCUGACUGAAGCCGACAAGGACGCUGUGUGAAGGUUUGAUUUCAGCAGCAGUCGGUUCCUUAAAGAAACACUGACCAUGUUUACACACAAAAUAUUUCAGUUUUACCCUCAAUCUGAAAAUAUUCCUACUGAGCUGUUGACAUGCAGCUGUGCAGACUCUGAUAACAUGCCGUUUAUCACAUCAGAAUAUGGAGAAUGGCUGUCUGGUCAUUUUGUGUCUUUGCAUCAAAGAAACAGAAUUAUUUUCCUACCAGUGGUGGACUUGUUGGACCGUGUGAACACAGACACCCUCUUUCAAUUCUUUAGCCAUCUUCUUUAAAAGGUCGAUGUUGUGAUAUUUGCUCAUAUAUAUCAGUUUUUCAUGAUGUUUAAAAGUCGGCAGGUUUCUGACCAGCAAUUAGGACUUUUCUUUCAACCACAGUCUGAAGAACUGUUGGUUUAUGUUGAACCCACAGAAGUGACAAACACGAGGCUGUGCGUCACAAACUGCAGUAGAAACAUACGCCUAGUCAUACAUUCUGGAUGCUUUGUCUUUCUGUCCAAAUAAUGCUCCUAAAACCUGAAUAAUAAUCGACAUAUCUCACUUCUUUAUUGGAAAAUUGCUUCUUUGGGAUCAGUGCCUAACUCGAAUUAUCUAAACCAGAAGUCUUUAAUGUUUUUCGGGCCGUAGACCCCUCAGCUCAGAGACUGACAGACAGGGACCCUCUGUCACAUAUUCUGUAUGAAACUAAAUUGUACUUUAGAUAAUUCUCUGAAUAUUUUCAGCUCCUCUCUCGUUCACCUGGAGCUACGGAGCGACGGUGUGUUAGCCUCACCUUCUGCACUUUCACUGUUUGUCUCUGAGGUGGACGGUGUGUCACAGUCUCUCGCUCAAAAACUCUCAAAAUGAUCCAUCAUGGCUCAAAAUAAUGUCCGUAAACAUUUGGUCAGUAUGUGAAAAUACAUGUCUGUUAGUGAACUAGUUCACCUCGCUGUUAUUGACAGGUGCUGCACAGUGAUUUAGUUUGCUCACAUGAAGCACAGGGACUGAUGGGUAACAGUCAACCUGUCAUUAACAUGUUCUGUAAAUUACAAGGAUGUUUUUGUUUGUUUCAAAUGAGCGGAUUUAUUUUGUUGAUUAUAUGUUGGAUUCAUUCUACUGUGAAUUUUCAGACAUAUUUUAACUUUUGAAAAACAAAACAAGAAACGUAAAACUUCAAUUAUCCAACAAUAAUUUGGUGUUCCUCCUGCAGUAACCCUCUGUUAAAGAACAUGCUGUUCACACAACCUGUAUUAAAUUCAGAAUAUUGUCAUAUUUGGAAUAACAGUGGAAUAUUAGUGUGUGUGUGUAAAAGUAGCUACUGACACAAAGACAUUAUCAUCCAAAUUAUGAUAUCAUUCCUCUGUCUGUUAAAAUGCUCAUUUAUCUCCUGUUUUUGAGUGUUUUUGUAUCUUAGAGUCUCUUUUCUCUCCUGUAAAAAUACUUUUUAAGACUCAGUUCACUCGGUCAGAUGUGAUGUAGAGAUAACAAUUUACCUGCCCGUCGUUGAAACCAACACCUCAUGUCAGGAGUGUGUUUGCAUUUCAGCUGGAAAACUGUAAAACAUUAAAGGUCUGAUUUAUUAAUGGAA
Epinephelus fuscoguttatus (brown-marbled grouper) is the source of this 3582-nucleotide messenger RNA. RefSeq names its product TATA box binding protein (Tbp)-associated factor, RNA polymerase I, B (gene taf1b). Bases 115 to 1878 code for a protein of 587 amino acids. Gene Ontology annotation, cellular component: RNA polymerase transcription factor SL1 complex; RNA polymerase I core factor complex. Gene Ontology annotation, molecular function: RNA polymerase I core promoter sequence-specific DNA binding. The record is from RefSeq and is a predicted model, not a curated record. NCBI's taxonomy places the organism in Eukaryota, Metazoa, Chordata, Actinopteri, Perciformes, Serranidae. Gene Ontology annotation, biological process: RNA polymerase I preinitiation complex assembly; nucleolar large rRNA transcription by RNA polymerase I. The transcript has 15 exons.